AUGGCUACAGCAAUCCUCCCGUCGUCCUCCAAGCUCAGCGUGUCCUUCUCUAAUCCCUUCCAGAUGGUGUCGCACAAGCAUUCUGAUAUCAUUGUCCAUCCUGCUGCAUCUGCGUCGUCGUCUCGGCUCGCGUCAACUCCCGAGGUCGCGGAAGCUCAGCCGAGGACGUUCAAACGACUACGGUCUACUCUUGAGCAGAGUCUGCGUACUGCUACGAAGUCCAAAGGCAAGUUCGCUGCGUCUGUGGAUGAGGUGGGUGAGGUUGCGCAGAACGACGGGAAGGGCAAAGAGAGGGCAUUGGAGGAAACUAUUCCCAAGGGUAAACCCAGGUCGAGAAUGCUAUCUAAGGUUUCAUUUCGUCGGCCAGGCGGUAAGGACAUUAACUCCCCACUGCCUCCUGUUGCAGGCCAACGGAAGGACGGGGAAAGAGUAGAGAGAGACAGAGAAAAGACCAAUACGCGUGUUGUGGAGAAUACGGGCUUUUCUCCACCUUCUUUACGGCAAGCAUCCAUGUCUUCCCCAACCCUUCACCUAGCAUCGCAGCCUUUUCCUUCACCCUAUGUGCAGCCUUUUGCUCUGCCAGCUUCUUCAUCUUCGAACGUCUCUGCACUCGUCUCACCACCCAGGGAGCGACCCAGAAAGCCGGAUGUGCAAUUCACCGUCAGUCCGAAGGACAUUAGCGGUCCCAUACCCCUUACACCUAAACAUGAUAUCCGAUCCAACGGUGUCCUAGCUUCACCAUCAUCUCACAUUAAGACAAAACCCCCACCAUUGGUCCUCUCCAAAUCUCCUGCUGGACGCGGUUCGCAAUCUCCUGGACUUCCGGAGACACCUACAAGGAGACCGCGAGACGGAACAAGGUCCCCAGACCCAUCGCCACCAUCUCCAUCUCCACGAGGGCUGUCUACAACGUCCAAGCGAGCUGCAGCGAGCAACAGUCAUCUUCCCCUGAGCAGUCCUCCGAGUUCACCUACCACUCCACGCCCUACAAGCCCCCUCCGCGCGCGUUCUUCGUCUCGAACCCCGACUCAUCGCGCGGGCCCUUCGGCAUCAUCGUCACACGUGCCUCUCGGAUCAUCAUCAUCAUCCAGUCGACGGCCUUCCAUAGCCCGGCAACGCUCUUCAUUAGAUCAACAACGACCCUCCGCUGAAUUACGUCGGCCGUCGUUUGAUCAGAAGCGCUCAUCCUUGGAUCAGCCACGACAGGGAACGCUAACUCCUUCCCCUCCAUCUAGGGCAGCUUCUCCCGCCUCUCCAGUUCGUCUGCGUGCAGUGUCUCCUACUCAACGUAAUUAUUCUCCGAACUACUACCAAAAUCGCUUCUUUAAUGUUUCCACUGCGUCUCUUGCCACCAUCACCAAUUCCGAGUACCGGGAGCUCGUUCGUUCGGCGUCUUCUUUAUUAUGCAAAGAGAUGCUGAAGCCACCCUCGCAAUUGGAUAAGUCCUCCCUUAGCGCAAGAGAGUCUGAGGAGGUGGAGUUUCGGAUGCGCGCUUUAGCGCGUUUAGAGCGUGUUUGGGGGCGGAGCGCUUCCGGUAUGGGAAGCUCGACACAGUUGAGUUCCGGUGGUUUGAGUUCCGGCGGAAUCAGCGCAGGGGGAGAGGAAAGAGAGCGGAAAUUAUUCUGUGAGGCUGUGAGAGAUGGUUAUGUCCUUUGCCAAUUCGUAAACAAGCUGUUCCCCGGCACCAUUUCUCGCAUCGAUACACGCGAAGACGGGUUCGUACGCACGUCAAACGUGACCAAAUUUCUCGCAGCUUGUUCUUCAGUCGGCCUUCAUUCUGAGGAGCUGUUCAACCGAGACGACCUAAUAGAGGCAACAGCCGAAUCACUUACUCGCGUGGCCAGAACUAUUCUCUCCUUGCACAAGUUAACCUACUGUCCCCCGGCUGACAAGUUGAAGUACAUCCAGGGUGGAAGCGGUGAGCAAGCACAACGCGCCAAGGGUCCGUACGGCUUAGCGUCAGGGUCGCGAGGUGCUGCCUCGACGCCCGACCUCUAUCUGUCGCGUAUGCAACGCUCGACAUCUCCUACAUCUCUCACCUCGCCCCAGUCGCCAGGAGGGCGCAAGAGGUGGAGUCCCCCCCAACCCUUACCUACUGUUCGCUCAGACAGCCCGAACGAGGACAAGUCCGCUGGCUCCAGUGAUGGCAGAACCGUUAAUAAUGGUGAUGCCCUACAUGGACAGAGAGAUCGCGACGACGUUCCUCCCAUGAGCCCUCCGCCGCGUUCUCCGCUGCGCAUCCGAACCAGCAUGGAGCGCAGUUCCAUAGCUGAUUCUACUCGUGCUUCCCUUGGCGAGUCUCUACACAGUGCCCUGACUGAGUCGUACACAUCAUCGGCCAUGCGGCAGUCACAGGCAUCGAGUACGAUGACGGACUCGACGAUGUUCUCGAGCUUGCUGGAUGUUCGCAGAACAAGUAGCGGAGGGAACAAGUUUGGAACUAUUCGCACCAUGACGACAGAGGCAACCUCCCUCGAUCCCGGGGACGCGGAAGAUAGUGUGGUUGCAGUGUCGCCUACUGAGUCACUGACCUUCAAACGGAUAGCAGAGGUUCCCCCAAGACCUUUGCGCGAACGCCGUCCCAGCGAAACGACUAUGAUCGACUUGUCCAGGGUCAUAGAAGAAACUGAGGAGAGCUCUACUAGUGCUAAGGGAGAAUCCAAGUUGGACAAGACCAACGAUUGCAAAUCCGCCCAGGCGAAGGAGAGACAGCAGAAGGUUUCUGCUAUCAAGCUAGGCAAAGGAAAGUGGCCAGACGACUUUUUAGAUGCAUUCCAGUCACCUCCGAACAACUCGGCUCUGCUGGAUGAAGAAGACUUGUUCGGCACGCCUUCGCAUCCGCCUGUUGCUGCUCCUUCUCCUCGGAAGCUUGCUGUUGUUGGAGCUCCAAGACCCGAGUCCACUGUUGAUCCUCUACCUCAAUUCCCCAGGAGGCCUACGCACCGUGCUCGGCACAGCGUAGAUACUGCUGGACUUCCUCCGAGAGAUGCGUUGCUCCCCCGUGAUUCCAGUCCCGAUACUAGCUCCUCUCCGUCUCCGAGGCUGGUAUUGAGACGGAGCAGCACUAAGACUGGUAUGCACCGCAAUGGCGUCUACAUCCCUCGUAACGAUUCUGGUUCACGCGAUAGCGAGAACCGUGUCCCAUUCCCAAGGUCUAUCUCUGCUGAGCAGUCAACUCCUCCAUUGGGAGACCCCCUGGAUGUCCAUUUCCCCGCGGCAGCCUCUGGUGCUUCAACUCCAGAUUCGGUCAUCCAUCAGAAUAAGCCGCGCCAACUCCGAGGACGAUUCCAGAGUGAAAUUGAUGGUGCUAGCUCGCGCAGGAAACCUCGUCCGAACUCCUACGAUGAGCUUGGUGCGAAGCCCCGGAGGUCAAGGUUCGAAAGUAUGGUCAACUUGGGUGUGGCAACUGGCAAUGCUAGUGCAAGCGACCUGAUGAUCAGGGAUUCCUAUGAUGGUAGUGCAGUGCGACAGACGUUGAUUGUGCGUGAAGAUGGCAAACCGUCUACACAAUUCCAACUUGGUAAUUGCAUAGGGCGUGGGCAGUUUGGGGCUGUUUAUCGAGCACUGAACCUCAAUACCGGUCAGAUGGUUGCUGUCAAGCGUAUUCGACUUGAAGGGCUGAAGGAGGAAGAGAUUGCGCAAUUGAUGCGGGAGGUUGACCUGGUCAAGAGUCUUUCCCAUCCGAGCAUUGUCAAAUACGAGGGUAUGGCGAGGGAUGAUGACGUCCUCAGUAUCGUCCUAGAGCUGGCGGAGAAUGGUUCACUUGGACAGACUCUGAAGGCGUUUGGGAAGCUGAACGAGCGUCUAGUUGCUAGCUAUGUGGUAAAAAUCCUGGAAGGACUUCACUAUCUCCAUCAGAGCGACGUCGUGCACUGCGAUUUGAAGGCAGCCAACAUCCUCACGACGAAGAACGGGAACGUCAAACUCUCGGACUUUGGCGUCUCCCUCAACUUACGAGCCAUGGAGCGUGAGAUGAAAGACAUCGCGGGCACGCCGAAUUGGAUGGCACCUGAAGUCAUCGAGCUCAAAGGUGCAUCGACGAAAUCUGACAUUUGGUCGUUAGGGUGCACUGUCAUCGAACUAUUGACCGGGCGACCUCCUUAUGCGGAAAUUGCCAAUGGCAUGUCGGUGAUGUUUCGCAUCGUUGAAGAUGCUAUGCCGCCACUUCCAGAAGGGUCUUCCGAGAGUUUACAGGACUUCCUCAAACAAUGUUUCAACAAGGAACCCACGAAGCGACCGAGCGCCGAAUUGCUCUGUGAACAUGAGUGGCUGAAGCAUAACUGGGCCGUUCCUAAGGACUUGCGGCCGCAAGAUAGCAUUCCCUUUUUGCGGCGUGUUAGCACUGAGUUCCAGAAAUCAGAGGCGAUUCGCUAUUUAGCGAACAUCGAGAUGCCGGACCCGGACAGGUCGCCGACUGACCAACUCUCACGAUUGAAUGAACGGUUGAGUCGCUCCCCCACCAGGCGCCGCUUGUCUAACGAUAUCGAGCCUGUAUCCCCCCGAGAACAUUCCUUUGUGCCCACAACCUUCGGAAAGCCCGUCAUCUGUAGAGUCUGCCAGCAGAGCGUGAAGAAGAGUGCGGUCCUCUGCGAGCAAUGCAGCCUUAUUGCUCAUGUCAAGUGCGCAGGAAGCGCGCCUCCUACAUGCGACCUCCGCACCCAGUUGCUGUUAUACGCGCAGUAUGCCGAGAUUGGCAACGCCGGCAACCCAUAUGAUCCUGCAGACCUUUUGGAGGCCAUACAGACGAGUUAUCCUGCAAGUCCAGGGUCGGAAAACAGCGCUACACCGAGGACUAGUAUCGACACCCCUCUGUCGACAUCGCCCCCUCAAGGAUCGCCCAUCCAUCCUCCGAGUGCCUUCAAAGUCCUGAAUGCAUUCAAACGUUCACGAUCGUCUUUAACUGUGGAUCAGACGAGAACUUCCCCUGCACCUUCUCCUGUGCCGCGUGCGUCGACAAGCAAUAGAACUGUCACCCACAAACUUUCUGUUUUGAAGCGAAAGACGGAAGGGAAAGAACGCCCUAUAUCCAUCUCAAGCUCUAGCACGUCCCCAAAUUCUUCGAGUCUGCGGAGCACUGGGACAGCAAUGGAGACCUCGAGUCGACGGGAUACUCCGCCCAGGUCGACGCUUUCGAUUGUGGAAGCGGAAACUCGGAGUGCGGCCGACAAGGCAGAGUCGCGGUUAUCCAGGAUGACCUCGUACUCCGUCGUGUCCGCGACGGGUACGGAACGCGAAGACCGGAGGUCGCUCGCCGUCUCUGAGGACGUGCGGAAAGGCAAGAAGAAUGGCUGCGUUGUACAAUAG
Molecule: messenger RNA, 5304 nt
Organism: Sparassis crispa
Lineage: Eukaryota; Fungi; Basidiomycota; Agaricomycetes; Polyporales; Sparassidaceae
Exons: 7
Coding region: 1-5304 (1767 amino acids)
Biological process (GO): protein phosphorylation
Molecular function (GO): protein kinase activity; ATP binding; protein binding
Source: RefSeq, a predicted model, not a curated record